AUGAAUGACAAUCCUAUGAUUACCGAAGCAACAACAACAACAACAACAACAACAACAACAACAACAGCAACAACAACAGCAACUGCUGCAAUUACUACGAUCGCUUCUAUCACUAAACGAAAGAUAAUUCAGUUGAACUACAGUGAAGGCAAUAAUGAUAACGAUACAUUAUCAACUACUUCAUCUAAUACCAUUUACACUCAAUCAAUGGAUGAUAAAAAUACCUAUGAAAUUGCUAAUAAUAAUCAAUUUAUUAAACUAUCAGAAAAUUCACAUUCAUCAAAUGAGAAUAACAGUACACAAUUUUAUCAGUUUAUUGAUAAAAUAAAUUCAUCACAUAUUGAACCAAUUGAUAUCAGCUUGUCACAUACAACCGAAGAAUUGGAUGAAAAACGAGAAAAUGAAAAAAUUUAUGAAUAUUUGCUUCGAUUAACUGAAGUAAGAAAUUGGUUGAAGGAAUUCCUUCAUUUCGAUGAUAUUGCAAAAGAAACAGAACUUGAGCGGAAUUUGUCCAAUGGUGUAUUGCUAGCUCGACUUGCUCAUUCGUUUGCGCCACAUAUUGUACCAGUAUCAAAAAUUUUUGACAUUGAUCAGAAUCGUUUCUAUAAUGAUGGCCAAGUGUGUUAUCGUCAUACUGAUAACAUCAAUUUAUGGAAAGAUGCGAUAAGAAGCAUCCAUUUUCCCGAAGUUUUAAUUCCGGAUACUGUAGAGAUUUACGAAGGUCGUAAUAUAAAAACAAUAUUUAGCUUAUUUGCACUUGCCAAAUAUUUACAUCGAAUGCGUCGUGGACCGCCUAUUCGGCGUGAAGAGAACGUUCAAUUCUCACGUAAAUCUUUCGUAUUCAAAACUUUAAAACAUAUAUUAUAA
This is a messenger RNA of Cercopithifilaria johnstoni, 867 nucleotides long. Lineage: Eukaryota; Metazoa; Nematoda; Chromadorea; Rhabditida; Onchocercidae. The record is from the annotation of a GenBank genome assembly.